Molecule: messenger RNA, 600 nt
Organism: Pyricularia pennisetigena
Lineage: Eukaryota; Fungi; Ascomycota; Sordariomycetes; Magnaporthales; Pyriculariaceae
Exons: 2
Coding region: 1-600 (199 amino acids)
Biological process (GO): vacuolar transport
Cellular component (GO): endosome
Source: RefSeq, a predicted model, not a curated record
AUGUCGUCCGCUCCUUUCCCCAACGUGUAUACUCACCGCAAGGUGGCCGACACAUCUUCCAAAGGGUGCAACAUUUGCUACAAGCCCACCACCAGCGUGCUCAUCACCCCGGAGAAGCAGGACUUCUUUUAUGUGUGCGCGAUUCACCUCAAGGACAGGAACUUUGCUACGCCGAUCGUCGAUCAUGCCGCCAUCGAGGCGCGGUUAAAGGCAGAGGCGGAGGCCAAGAAGAAAAAGGAGCUGGACGAGGAGGUGGAGCGCAUCAAGAAAGAAUACGCCGAGAAGCAGAAGGAGAAAGCCCAGAAAGAGGACAAAGACAAGGGCAAGGAAAAGGACCAAAAGGAAGAAGAGAAGGAUAAGGCACAGCCUGACAGCAAGAAAGAGGAGACGCCAAAGCCUGAAGCCAAGGCAAAAGACGCUUCCCCAACCGCUGCUACAGUUGUCUCGGCUACUGAUGAAGAGCCACGCGUAUUUGCGCUUGCAAGAAGCUUUUACAACCAGCGCAUUGAUAAGAAACGCCAGAUUGAAAUGGCCAAGCGAAACCGUGAACGAAUUCAGAACCCAUCCUUCUUUCCUUCGGUCCCCAAGGGUUUGCCCUGA